Messenger RNA from [Torrubiella] hemipterigena, 1143 nucleotides. NCBI's taxonomy places the organism in Eukaryota, Fungi, Ascomycota, Sordariomycetes, Hypocreales, Clavicipitaceae. The record is from the annotation of a GenBank genome assembly.
AUGUCUUCAACAAAACUUUUCCAGCCAAUCAAGCUGGGCCACUCUACCCUCCAGCACAGAGUCGCCUUGCUUCCUUUAACACGCUACCGUAACGACAAUGACCAUGUCGCUACCGCCAGCAUGGCCCAAUACUACGGCGAUCGCGCCUCGGCGCCCGGUACCCUGAUAAUUUCAGAAGCCACCGGCAUUGCCCACCGCGAAGAAGGACAGCCUAACCUUCCCGGGUUCGUCAGCCAGCCGCAAGUUGAGGGAUGGAAGCAAGUAGUAGACGCCGUCCACGCGAACAAGUCCGUCUUUUUCCAACAGCUAUGGGCUGUUGGCCGCGCCGCCGACCCUGCCUAUAUUGGCAAGCGUGGGUACGCAUACCAGUCGAGCAGCGACGUUGUUUUGGAUCCUGCCAAGGGUGCGCCUAACCCAAUGACGGAAGAAGAGAUUCAGGCCACAAUUGCCAGCUUUGCUGAUACUGCUAAGCGGGUUGUCGAUGCCGGUGCAGAUGGCGUCGAGAUCCACGGUGCCCACGGCUACUUGCUUGACCAGUUCCUGUCCGAGACAUCCAACAAGCGCACAGACAAAUGGGGCGGUCCCAUCGAGAACCGCGCAAGACUAAUCAUUGAAGUCGUCAAGGCUGUUGCAAAGGCCAUCGGAGCCGAAAAGACAGCUCUUCGCCUCUCGCCAUUCGCAGACUUCCAAGGAACGACCAAGAGCGACGCCUAUGGCGACUAUACAUACCUCGUAUCUGAGCUCAAGAAGCUAGACUUGAAGCUUGCCUACCUGUCGCUUGUUGAGCCACGAGGUGAUCCUCUCAUCGUCUUUGGUGCCCGCGCCGACGAUGGCCGCGAUUCCUUGGAGUUCAUCUUGAAGAUUUGGGAUAACCAGUCGCCAGUCGUUGUCGGAGGCGGCUACACUCCCGAAAACGCCGAGCCCGCUCUGCAAGGCCAGUACAACAAGUACGAUGUCAUUGUCGGCUUCGGAAGGCACUUUAUUUCCAACCCUGACUUGGUCUACCGCAUUCAAAACGGCGUGGAGCUGAACAAGUACAACAGAGACACGUUCUUUACAAACUUGGCCGAGCAAGGAUACAAUGAUUAUCCAUUCAGCAAGGAAUAUUUGGCUUCCAAGGCCAAGCCUGUUGAGGCACACUAA